CUCCCCACCCCCACCCCCCCGCCCCGCCGCGGGAGCGCUCCGCGGCCGCCAUGGCGUCUCCUCCGGGCCCGGGGUCUGCCAACCGCGCGCUCUCCUCAUCGAGGGGGCCGCUCUCGCCCUUCCCCGGCGGCGCGGGCCCGUUCCUCCGGCAUCAACAUCCUCCCGGCGGCGACUCCGACGGCGGCGCCUCGUUCGACGAAGAUGACGACGACGAUGACGAGGAGGAGGAGGAUGGGGAGGAUCAGGACGCCGAGCUGGCGGCCCGCAGCUCGCAGCAGCGACGCGCCGCCUCUCCAGCAAGAAUCGGGCGGCCUGUGGUGAAUGGGGAGAAUGGAGGGAGUCAAAUCCAGGAAGGGCAGCAAUGGCAGCUGUACAGCUGUGGAACCGAGCAGCAUGACCGCGCUUCGUCUAGAGGGGACGAAGAACCUGGUUCUGUUCCCAGGGAGAUGAGGGUGGAGGAUGGAUAUGGGGUUAUUGGGAGAAGAGAGGGAGGCCCUGCAUCUAGCUACUGGGACCUGCUCAGAGCGCACCUUUCGGACCCGUUGACAGGUAUUCUCAUGGACGACGCAAUGAUUCUUUCAUGUGGCCAUUCUUAUGGAAGUAGUGGGAUGCAGCAUAUCUACAGAAUGAAAGCUUGUGGUAAAUGUGGUCAGCCAAUCACCGAGAACUCCAUUCGACCAAACCUGGCUCUUGGCCUUGCAGUCCAGGCAUUUAGACGAGAGGAAGAGUCGGCAAAAACGUUGAAAAGAAAAAGAGACCGCCUGGAACAGGGUUUUGAUUCGAUCCCCCCCGCCGCCGCCGCCGCCUGCCGGAUGGCCAUGGAGAGGGAGCUCAUGGAGACCUUCGAGGCCGCCAAGAAGGCCGCCGCCGCCGCCGCCGAGGAGGCCGACGGCUCCUCCCCCGAGGCCGAGCGCUGCCUCGACGCCCUGCGCCGCCUCCGCGAGUUCCGCGUCAACACCGACGUCCUCGUCUCCACGCAGGUUGGCAAACGUCUUCGGUACCUGACGAAGCACCCUAACUCAGACAUACAGGCGGUGGCUGCAGACCUUUUUGGGUACUGGAAGAAGGUUGUUAUUGAAGAGACAGGAAAGAAAAACGGCACACCAGCAAAUGGAAAAUCAAACAACUCUGCAGCUAAGGCUGAGAAACCUCAGCCCAUGAAGGUUGAAAGGAAGUCAGCGAACGUGAAGGUUGAAAAGAACUCUACGUCGACGACUGUGAAGACUGAAAAGAAUGCAACUGUGAAGACUGAAAAGGAUUCUAUGUCGGCAAGUGUGAAGAUUGAGAAGACUGUGAAUAGUGAUUCCAAAGUCCAAGUUAAGGUAGAGAAGGUUUCAAAGGAAGUUAGCAGAACAUCUGAAACAAAGAAACCAUCUUCUGUUCCAAAUGGUCCCCCAAAGCUGACAUCCCUUGUCAGAUGCAACGAUGCUGCUCGAGAUAAAUACAGGGAGCUUCUUGUUGACGCCUUCGUCAAGGUUUCCAAGGAAACUAGUGAUGAUGACAGAGAGGAAAUAAGAGAUCUCCUGGACCAGGUAAAUGCAUGCGACCCAUAUAGAGUUGCUGUGACAGUGGAGUCGGCGCUGUUUGAGAGGAUAGGGCGUUCCACCGGGACCCACAAGGUGAAAUACAGGUCGAUACUGUUCAACCUGAAAGCCGACAACAACCCCGACUUCCGGCGGAGGGUGCUGCUGGGCGAGGUGAGGCCCGGGAGCCUGGUGGACAUGCCCGCGGACGAGAUGGCGAGCGACGCUCGGAAGCUGGAGAACCAGCAGAUCAAGGAGAAGGCCCUGUUUGACUGCGAGCGCGCGUCGGCGCCCAAGGCGUCGACGGACCAGUUCAAGUGCGGGCGUUGCGGGCAGCGCAAGACGACCUACUACCAGCUGCAGACCCGGAGUGCGGACGAGCCGAUGACGACGUUCGUGACGUGCGUCAACUGCAACAACCACUGGAAGUUCUGCUGAGCGCGGGGGAGCGACUCUGCUGCAACAACUGCUAGCGUGUUUUUCCUGUUAGCGAUGCCGUUUCAGUCUUGACAGGUAGGCUGGUCCGUUUUUUCGUAUGCUUAGGAGGAGACUGUUUUCUUGUGUUGUUUUUUCUGUGGUUAUUAAGAACCCUGAUUUAUUCAGACUGUGUACUAGUUGACCGCAUAAAUGUUGUUCGCUGGAUGAACUCAUGUUGCCUGAUGUAAGUUUUAUGAAAGAGAUUGUUCUGUGGUCGUUAUGUAUA
This is a messenger RNA of Triticum dicoccoides, 2226 nucleotides long. RefSeq names its product transcription elongation factor TFIIS-like. Bases 51 to 1961 code for a protein of 636 amino acids. Gene Ontology annotation, cellular component: nucleus. The transcript is spliced from 7 exons. Gene Ontology annotation, molecular function: nucleic acid binding; zinc ion binding. Lineage: Eukaryota; Viridiplantae; Streptophyta; Magnoliopsida; Poales; Poaceae. The record is from RefSeq and is a predicted model, not a curated record. Gene Ontology annotation, biological process: transcription elongation by RNA polymerase II; DNA-templated transcription.